GUGGGCAGGAAAGUGGUUGUACGGACGGUCUUUCAAGAUGGCGGGCCCCAUGUAAAUCCGCUAACAGGGCGCCGCCAUACUCUCUCAUAAUGUCUUUGUCUGAAAGACCUGAAAGCUGAACGGAAUGUUUGUCCGUGGAAGGACGUCCCGGGGUGGUGGUUGGCAGCCUGCAGACUCGGGUGCCACAGAGGUUAAACUUGACCAGUGAGGUGGAACAGCAGGGUUUCUUGAGUCUGAAGCCGAAUUGGUGGACCGUGGCUUUUUCUACCCACCCAGCUGGUUUUCCAGAUAAGCGGUCAGAACACCUGCAGGUCCUGGCUUCCCGGGAUUAUGUAGUUCCUAUGAGGGAAAGAAGUGAAGGUACCAAGAUCAGCACUACAUGCUUGACCAGAGACCAGUUAGAGCUUCAGAGAAGAGCCCAGAAUCAACAACAGAGCAGAUAUUAGAGUUGCUGGCUGUGUCAAAGGGCUCCAGAAAAUGUUCAAGUCCCAAGGCUCACUGUCGUUCAAGGAUGUGGCUGUGGUUUUCACCUGGGAGGAGUGGCAGCUCCUGGACCCCGUUCAGAAGAACUUGUAUCAAGAUGUGAUGUUGGAAACUUAUAGUAACCUAGUAUCAGUGGGGUAUCAAGUUACCAAAGCAGAUGCAGUCUACCAGCUGGAGCAAGGAACACCAUGGAGAAUAGAGGAAGAAAUCCAGAGUCAGACUCAUCCAGACAACACCUGGAAAGCUGAUAAUCAGACAGACUGGCACCAAAAAAGCCAAGGCAACCUUGAAACUCUGGAGAGUCACCACAAAAAUAAUGCAUUUGGAAAAACAUCUUCUCCAAGCUUAAACCUAGAUGUGCCUUUAGCACAAAGAUCUCCUACCUUUGACAUACUUGGGAAACAUUUGAAACUUAAUCUAGAGUACAUUAUUCAGAAUAAAAGCUAUGAAAGAAAUGAUGUUGAAUUUAAUGGAUGUGACAAUUUAUGUCUUUAUACUAAGCAUGAGAAAGUUUAUACCAGAGAAAAAUACAGUGAAUAUAAUGAAUGUGUAAAGGCUUUCCACCGUAAGUCACAGCUUUUCAAACAUUGGAAAACUCAGACAGGAGAGAAACACUAUAACUGCAGUUUCUGCAGGAAAGCCUUUUCCCAGAAGUCGGACCACAUUCAGCAUCAGAGAACACACACAGGAGAGAAGCCCUGCGGUUGCAGUAGAUGUCAGAAAGCCUUUAGCCGGAAGUCCCAUCUAAUUUUACACCAGAGAACCCAUACAGGAGAGAAACCUUAUGUAUGUAAUAAAUGUGGGAAAGCCUUUACUGAUAAGUCAUGCCUUAAUAAGCAUCAGAGAACUCACACAGGAGAGAAAUGGUUUGCAUGUCACGUAUGUCAGAAAGGCUUCAGCGAUAAGUCACAACUCACUUUACAUCAAAGAACUCAUAUGGGAGAGAAACCCUACAGAUGUGGCGAAUGUCAGAAAAGCUUCAGCAACAAGUCACAGCUCAUUAUUCAUCAGAGAUCUCACACAGGAGAGAAACCCUAUGGUUGCGAUGAAUGUGGGAAAACCUUCCCCCUUAAGUUUAGCCUCAUUUUACACCAAAAAACUCAUACAGGAGAAAAACCCUAUGGAUGCAAUGAAUGUGGGAAAGCCUUUAUCCAGAGAUCUGAACUCAUCAGACAUCAGAGAACUCACACAGGAGAGAAACCUUAUAAUUGCAGUGAAUGUGGGAAAGGCUUUAGUGUAAAGUCACUCCUCAAUACUCACUGGAGAACUCAUACAGGAGAGAAACCCUAUGCAUGCGGUGAAUGUGGAAAAAUGUUCUCCAUCAAGUUUAGUCUCAUCCUACACCAAAGAACACAUACAGGUGAGAAACCCUAUGAAUGCAGUCAGUGUCAGAAAGCUUUCACCCAAAAGUCACACCUCACUAUUCAUCAGAGGUCUCACACCGGAGAGAAACCUUAUGAAUGCAGUGAAUGCCACAAAGCCUUCAGCCGGAAGUCAUAUCUCCUUAUUCAUCAGAGAAUUCACUCGGGAGAGAAACCUUAUGAAUGCCUCGAAUGUGGGAAAACUUUCUCUCACAAGUUUAGCCUCAUUAUUCAUCAGAGAAUCCAUACAGGAGAGAAACCCUAUGGAUGCAGUGAAUGUGGGAAAACUUUUCCUAUCAAAUUUAGCCUCAUUUUACAUCAGAAAACACACACAGGAGAGAAACCCCAUGAAUGCAGCGAAUGUCAGAAAUCUUUUGCCCAGAAGUCACAUCUUAUUAUACAUCAAAGAACUCACACAGGUGAGAAACCUUAUGGAUGCGGUCAGUGUUGGAAAACUUUCUCCCACAAAUUCAGCCUCAUUUUACAUCAGAAAACUCAUAGAGGAGAGAAAUCAUGAAUGGAGGAAAUAUUCAAAAGUUGUUGAGAGUAAAUAGCUCAUUACACCAGAGUUUACAUAGGAGCGAAACCUUGAGAAUGCAGCAGAUGUGGACACACUUUCUUUUCAAACUCACAGCUCAUUACUUGUUAGAGAAUGGUACUGGCUAGAAUGCCAGGCAGGAGGAAGUACCAUUCCCAAUAAGUAUCAAUCAAAUGUAGCCCAGAGGAAAUAAAUAGGAAGGAACAUCUCUGUAUGUAGUGAUUGUGGGGAUGUUGUUGGCAUGAUAUUCAGCUACAUCAGUAUCAGAGAAUUGCCACUGAGGAAAUAAUUCCAUGCUUUAAAGAACUGGGGAAUCAUGCUUUCAUGGGCAUCAUUUUAUGAGGGAAAUCAUUUUCUGCAAUUGUGACAUAAUAAGCAUUAUAGAAAGUAUUAAAUAUGUAAAUAAAUACGCUUGUCAGAAAACAGAAAAAAUUAUAUCAGAACGAUGUGAAGAGAUGUGUUUUGUACCUAUUUUUAUUAUAAAGAUUGUUCAUAUUUGGGAAUUGCAUGUGUUAAUAUAACAAUUGUGACUCCCUGGUCCAUGUGCUUAAAUG
This is a messenger RNA of Equus quagga, 2936 nucleotides long. RefSeq names its product zinc finger protein 84-like. Lineage: Eukaryota; Metazoa; Chordata; Mammalia; Perissodactyla; Equidae. Gene Ontology annotation, biological process: regulation of immune system process; regulation of cytokine production; negative regulation of transcription by RNA polymerase II. The coding region runs from base 478 to 2361 and encodes 627 amino acids. The record is from RefSeq and is a predicted model, not a curated record. The transcript is spliced from 6 exons.